AAUGUUCUCAGUUUUGGAAGCACAGAGAGAGAGAGUGAGCCCAGUGGGUGUUUACUUACCUGUCGGGAUACAGAAAAGCAUUACCGUAGGAGCAUUUUGGAUUAGAUUCAUUCAUUAUCAGCUUGGUACAGAUUGAAUUCCCAGUCUAGUCAUGGAUAUAAACGAGGCGUCGUGGAGGGAAAAAUGGGGUUUAAAUUUCUCUUUUUUUCCAAACAGCUUCUUUUGAUUUUAAGCGCAGCCCCAGAGCAGGACUGGACUGUGUCUUUACACACACCUGACUGCGGUAAAAACUGAUUUUUCUCAGUUUUCUCGCAGUAGACAUUUUAAUUGCUCGCUUGGUCCUCCUUGUUCGGAGUUUUUGGGAAGUUUUGUGCUCCCUUGGGCAGCGGAGGCGACUGGCGGAGUCAGGACUGACCACUGGUGCUGGUCCUGAAAAAUGGAGGCUGUUAUCGAGAAGGAAUGCAGCGCUCUCGGAGGACUCUUCCACACAGUCAUUGGAGACAUGAAAGAGGCCCAUGACCCAUUUUGCAGCCUAACACGCAAGGAGGACAUGAUGAGCAGCUGCCCUAUCUGGGAAGAUUUUAUCACCAAGGCAGGAAAACUGCAGUCACAGCUCAGGGCGACAGCGGUGGCCGUCACUAUUUUCCUGGAUGCUUUCCAGAAAGUGGCCGACCUGGCUACCAACUCAAGAGGUGGCACCAGAGACAUCGGGUCUGCAUUGACCAGGAUGUGCAUGAGGCAUCGCAGCAUAGAGGCGAAACUCAAACAGUUCUCCAUGUGCUUUCUGGAGGGUCUGAUUAACCCUCUGCAGGAACAGAUGGAGGAGUGGAAAAGAGGUGUCAACACUUUAGACAAAGACCAUGCAAAAGAGUACAAACGAGCUCGACAGGAAAUCAAGAAGAAGUCCUCGGACACGUUAAAACUUCAGAAAAAAGCAAAGAAAGCAGACAAUCAUGGCCGUGGCGAUUUCCAGCCCCAGCUGAACAGUGCCAUGCAGGAUGUGAGUGAUAAAUACAUCCUUCUGGAAGAAACAGAGAAGCAAGCUUUGAGGAAGGCUCUCAUUGAGGAGAGACAAAGAUUUUGCUGUUUUGUAGCCUUGCUGCAGCCUGUAGUGGAUGAGGAGAUCUCCAUGUUGGCAGAGGUUACCCAUCUCCAGACCAUCUCUGAGGACCUCAAGGCCCUGACCUCUGACCCACAUAAACUUCCUCCUGCUAGUGAACAGGUGAUCUCAGACCUGAAGGGCUCAGACUAUGGCUGGUCUUAUCAAACACCACCUUCUUCCCCGAGUACUACUAUGUCCAGGAAAUCUAGCAUGUGCAGUAGUCUGAACAGCGUUAACAGUAGUGACUCCAGGGGUUCCAGUGGCUCUCACUCUCACUCUCCUUCCUCCUCUUCUUCCUCCUCCUCCUCGCAUCACCUCUUUCACCAUCAUCACCCCUGCCAUCGAUACCGCAGCUCAACGUUACCCCUGCAGGCCCCGGUUCGCCUCUCUAGCAUCUCUUCCCACGACUCUGGCUUCAUUUCUUCAUCGCAGGACCAAAAUGCAUCGUCCAAAUCCUCUUCACCGAUGCCAGCUGAAACAAAGCCUUGUCCCAGUUCCAGCUCCUCUGAGAUGUCAGAGACUGGGCAGCUUCACGGUGACUGCAGCACUGCCUGCUCUCUUACCGCUACUACACUUCAGCAUGCUACUGACAAGUUGUCCAAUGGCUUCGACCACUACAGCCCAGCCAGUCCCUCCUACCUGCAUAGCAAUGGGGGGAGCUUGGGCUCAGCUCCAGGCACUUCCUUCCCAUUCUUUUCACCAUCCUCCCCCUCUCCCUCCACCUCAUCCCCAACUCGUUCCUGGUCACGCCCCGCCUCAGCCUUGCUGCCGGACUAUCCCAACUACUGCACGUUGGGGUCCCCGAUGGUACCUUCAUCAAAAGUCCCCAGCUGGAAGGACUGGGCAAAGCCAGGACCUUAUGACCAGCCUAUGGUCAACACACUGAGAAGGAGGAAAGACAAGGAAGCUUUGGCUGGGGUGGAGAAUAAUGGGAGCAUAAAUGGUGGCAACAGCCCUCCUUCAAGCCAAACAUCGAUCUCAGCGCCCCCUCCUGCUCAGAUACAAACACCAAGCCAGCAGGAAGAGAAGAACAGGAUCAUGAAGGCUGAUGAUCUUGAGGCCCAAAAUGAACUGGCCCUGGCCUUAUCCAGGGGUCUGGAGCUGGACACCCAGAGGUCAAACAGAGACUCCAUCCAGUGCUCCAGUGGCUACAGCACUCAGACCAACACACCCUGCUGCUCUGAAGACACCAUACCUUCACAAAGUAUUUCAGAUUACGACUACUUUUCCAUGGCUGGAGACCAGGAGCCUGAGCAGCAGCAACCAGAGCAGCCAUCUGACUUCGACAAGUCUUCCACGAUCCCCAGAAACAGUGACAUUGGCCAGUCCUACAGACGCAUGUUCCAGACCAAACGGCCCGCCUCCACAGCCGGCAUGCCCAUCACACAAACCCCAUAUCCUGGACAGGGAACAUACCAUGGGGGAGCCUAUCCCUCCACACCGGUCCACACAGGAACCUAUCCGUCUGCUCCUGCUGGCCAAUACACUGCUACUUCUACGGGUCAUGGUCCAGUUAUCGUCACCCCUGGAGUUGCCACAAUCCGUCGCACGCCCUCCUCUAAGCCCUGCGCCCGUCGCUCCGGCUCUGUGGGCGGAGGCCCCAUUCCCAUUCGUACUCCGGUCGUGCCAGUGAAAAUCCCUACAGUGCCUGACAUGUCAGGAACAGUUAAUGGGAGCAGGAGUUCAGAGGAGAUUGGAGGAGGAGAGGAAAGCUCAUAUUCCUCAACGUUUGUAAGACCAGAUGAAGCUGGCACGCUUCCUUUGAUGUCCUGGAGCGGUCAGGCCUCCACUAACCCUCCGACCGUUCCCCUGCCCAACCAGCUGGUCCAGCCGUACCAGGGAAGUGGAGAGGAGGCGGACAAACAAGAUGAAGGAAACAUGCUUGUGGCUAUCCGCAAGGGGGUCAAGCUCAAAAGAACCCUCACCAAUGACCGUUCAGCUCCACGGAUCGCCUGACGCCAUCAUCCGACUGCCAGUCUGGUGUCACAAGUAUCUUGAGCUUUUAUGAUGGAAAUUUCCGUUAAAAAAUAUUUGGGAAUCUGGUCAGAAGCUUUAAAAAAAAAAAGAAAAAGCUUUUUGUGUUAAUAGGAGACACCUUUGGUACGAAUAGUUGUGAAAUUGUGUCACUUCAAGACAUUUAACCUUGACUUAGUGUAGAUUUUUCUUUUUGGUUGAUCCGUCAGAUCGGUGUAUAACCAGGAGUAGAUCAGAGAGCCCCCUUGUGGUCGUUUCUGUUUACUCUGAAUAGAUUUAUUCUUCAUUGGCCAUCAAACAGAAGCUCUAAACCAAAACACUUAUUAUUUCUGCUGGGUUGGGUCCAUGUUGUGUGUCGUAACAGUGUGAAAUAUUAGGAUGCGCUUCUGUGAAUAUUUUUCUGAAAAGAGCACAAAUUACUUAGCUGACCUUUUCCUGUGGUAAAAUAACCACUGUUCAUGAAGAAAGAUGGACACCAAGCUGUCUUCCACUUGCAGCUCAGAGGCGUAAGCACAGCUCACAUCAGAGUCCUUCGUGGACCCGAAUGGCCGACCCAGGAAGCCAUGGCAAAGUAGAGGAACUGACUUUGUGUUACCACAUGUCCACGUUGCUGCAGGCUACUUUGCAAAGUGUAAAGAGGUUAUAUAAAUAGAAAUUUGAUCUUUUGUUUUAAAAUCUUUGCUUGUUUUAAUGCCUUUAUAAUUUGUAAAUAAUUUAGCACAUCUCAAUUGAGGAUGAGUGUGAUGGUUCAGAGUGGCAAUUUUAGUUUCAAAACGUCUAAAAAGGUUGUAAUUAUCAUCAGCCUCCGCUGCGUUAAUAUACAUUUUUGGUUAAACUCUCCUGCAGGUUUUUGAUUUCUCAUAUCUUUUGGCUCUGCAGUCUACAUACUGAGAUUUAUAGGACAUAUAUAAACGUUAGGUUUAUUAAUUGACCCUCCACUAUCAUACUAUAGUAACCAUGUGCAAGAGUUUGAAAAAUAAAAACAAGUGAUAUGAAUUUUUAAUGAGACAAACUAUUUUUGAUGUAAAGAUUCUCAGUUAAAAGCUCUUAACAUUUUUUCCUAUGUUUUAACUUUUUUGUUUCCUUUUACUCUACUAACGAGGAAGUAUUUCUGAUUAACAUUUACAUCUUUUGCAAUAGUACAGAUAUUGUUUCAGUCAAAAGGAGGAAAUCAGAUCAAAAUGUAUAAUUCAUUAAGUAUAAGUAGCAUUUUAGUAACUUUUUUUUAUCAGGACUUUGAUAAGAUUUUGGGAUAUGAGAUUAAUCCUCGUAUCGUAGCGUUAGACUAUAAGCUAAGGAGGCUAGUUAGUGGCACCACGUUUGUAAUUCAUUUGCGUUUCAGUUCAAGUUCAAGUACUACAAGAUGUAUGAAAGUGUAAAUAUUGUUUAGCUGUGGUCAGUCGAGGAAUUCACACAUUUUUAAUUUAUUUUCUUUUUCAGUGUUUUAAUUCCAUCUUGGUUCUCAUCUUAUUUCUAUUUUUAUACGUUCCAAAAAAUAUCAGAGUAAGAAGGUUGCUUAUCCGUUCCAGUGUGAAAAAGAUAUAAAACAGAUGUGCAGACAUUACGGUACAUAUUAACGAGACGCAAGCUGUUUAACCGAGUUCAUUGGCAACAGUAUUAUAAGUUUUGUGUACAAAAUAACUACAUUUUCCUCUGAGUUGGUUAAAAUGUCUGUAUUGUUUUAGUUUUUGCUUGUACAGUUAUUUUAGCAUGACUGAAGAGAUGGUGGACUAACACAGAAAUAUUCAUAAACUUGACAGCUGUUCCCUGAAGGCAAUUUUAUUUUAUGACCUGAUCAAUUAUUUCUGUCUAAAUAUCUCAAAUAUGCUAUUAACCUGUAAUUCCCAUAUUCAAAUUCUUAGCAUAAAUAUAUAUUUCCAAAUGCCAGUAUAUCUUAUGAGUAAGAAGUUUAUAGUUUGUGAAAUUUUAAACAUUACAGUUUAAUCUGUGACAGUUUAGUUUUUUGCUCAUUUUCUCAGUGGAGAGUUGACCUCUCGCUGCCUGUCCCUGUAUAGUUCAAGCUUUGAUGCUGUUUAUUUUUCAGGAUAAAGUGACACCGUUAGAAAUAUAAUAAAAAUAAUCAACUUA
Molecule: messenger RNA, 5164 nt
Organism: Xiphophorus couchianus (Monterrey platyfish)
Lineage: Eukaryota; Metazoa; Chordata; Actinopteri; Cyprinodontiformes; Poeciliidae
Product: metastasis suppressor protein 1-like
Exons: 18
Coding region: 437-3058 (873 amino acids)
Biological process (GO): plasma membrane organization; adherens junction maintenance; positive regulation of actin filament bundle assembly
Cellular component (GO): actin cytoskeleton; cytoplasmic side of plasma membrane
Molecular function (GO): phospholipid binding; actin binding
Source: RefSeq, a predicted model, not a curated record